CUCUUUGGUGAGAGAAAGAAAGAGCGCAGAGAAAAGAUGACGAUUAACCAAAAAAGAAAAAAAAAACUGACUGGCCCUGUUUCUGGUCGAUGAUGAAAAUGGAAUAAGAAGGAUCGUUGUCGUUUAUUUAAACCAUCAGUUGAAUUUUGUUUGCCAUUACGAACGGUCGGUCAUUCAUCGGGAUCGUUGAUUAUAUUUUGAAUUUUAACUUUGAAAAAAUUUUUAUUUUCACCCACAACAAAGUUAUUCUCAUCUCAUUUCUUAAAUUAUUUUACAACAAAAUUCGUUAAUUCAACAACGAAAAAAAAAUGAAACUUUUGAAAAAAAUUCGUCGUAUAGCUUCACAAAAAAAUCUUUCAUGUACAACACAACAACAAAUUGCCACGAAUAACCUGACACCGAUUGGUUUCCAUUCAGUACAUGGUGAGAAUAUUCGUAUUACAGGAAAUGGAAUGAUUGCCGAACGUGUUGGUAGCUAUUGUCGUGGUAUCUGUUUCAGUAAUCGUCCUGUACGUUAUAAUGAACAUAUCUCUAUACGUAUUGUGGAAAUGUCUGAUUUUUGGAGCGGUGUAUUACGAUUUGGUUUCACAACAAAAGAUCCUUCUACAUUAAGAAAUUCAUUGCCUAAAUAUGCUUGUCCAAAUCUUACAAAUUGUGGUCAUACAUUUGCAAAAGCAUUACCAGAAAGAUAUUCACAUAAAAAUUGUAUAUUAUCAUUCUAUCUAUCAACAAACGGAAAUGUUCAUUAUAGUAUAAAUAAUGUUGACAAGGGUAUUAUACUUGAAAAUGUUAAAAUUAAUAAUGGACCAUUCUGGGCCGUCAUCGAUCUUUAUGGUAAUACACAGAAAAUUGAACUAAUUGAUCCACGAUAUCAGCCAAAUAAUAGCUGUAAUAAAAACAUGUACAUUGAACCUGAACGUUUGUACACAUCCGUUUCAAUGAUGGAUUUACCGAAUGAAAUGUCACAUGAACCAUCACCACAAAUUUAUUCAAAUAAAUUUCUUGAACAAUCAAUUCAAUUCCAUAGAACUCGUGGCUGUAAUGUACGGCUUUCAAGUAAUAAAUGUGUUGCUGAACGCAAUAGUAAUCAUUAUUCACAAGGCUAUGUAUUCACACAACGACCAUUAGCUAUUGGUGAAAAGAUUGUAUUACAAAUUUUGCGUACAGAUGAAAUGUUUACUGGAAGUUUAGCAUUCGGUCUUACAUCAUGUAAUCCGAAUUUUUUGAAUGUUGCUGAUUUACCUGAAGAUUCACAUCAUUUAUUGGAUCGUCCAGAAUAUUGGACUGUAAUUAAAGAUGUUGCCAAUUCACCGAUGGCUGGUGAUGAAAUUGCAUUCACCAUAACUGAAUCUGGUGAAGUUAUAAUGACGAAAAAUCGUCAACGUCCAAUCACAUUGAUGCAUGUUGACAUAAGCCAAAAUUUAUGGGGUUUUUUCGACCUAUACGGCAGUACGAUCAAAGUUCGAUUACUUGGUUCACAAACAAUAAAUCAUCAUAAAUCACAAAUGAAUCUUGCCAACCAUCAUUCCAUACAAUCAAAUCGACCAUUAAUGAAUGCCAUAUCAAUGUAUAAUGUUUAUAAAUCCUCACAAAUGGAAUAUUCUAUAGCAUUAAAUCAUAAUCAUAAUCAUAAUCAUCAUCAUCAUAACCAACAUCAAUCAUAUCAUACAAAACAGAAACCAACCAUAAUGACAACACAACAACAACAACAACAAAACUGGCCAUACGUUACAUAUCCGACAAUACAACGAGAAAAUAAAGCAAAUGCAAACAAAAAAGCAUAUCAUCAACAUAAUUAUAAUUAUAAAAAUAAUGAUUAUCAUCAUGUUGAUGGUAAAUUGUAUAAUCAAAUUUCAAAAAGUUUAACAAAUUCAACAUCAUUAUCAUCAUCAUCAUCAUCAUCAACAACAUCAUCGCCAUCAACAACAUUCGGUAAUGAAUGUGUUGUUUGUUAUGAAGAACCAAUCAACAGUGUAUUCUAUACAUGUGGACAUGUUUGUAUGUGUUUUAAAUGUUCGGUAAAACAAUGGCAAACAUCUGGCCAUUGUCCUAUUUGUCGUGCAAAGAUUGUCGAUGUUAUACGAACAUACUGGUCAUAAUUAAUUAUCAUCAUCAUCAUCAUCAUAAUGAAUAAUGGGCAAUUUUUUUUUAUCAUAAACUAUUUAUAUAUGAAAUUUUUCUUUUUCAAAUGUCAUAAUUAUAAUUUUUCUUUUUUUUUCCAUAUCGAUGUGUAAAAAACUAGUCAUUGUAAAAGUAAAAAAAAAAAAAAAAAAAGUUAUCACCAUCAUUUUUUUCAAAU
Messenger RNA from Dermatophagoides farinae (American house dust mite), 2299 nucleotides. Its product is annotated as protein neuralized. The record is from RefSeq and is a predicted model, not a curated record. Lineage: Eukaryota; Metazoa; Arthropoda; Arachnida; Sarcoptiformes; Pyroglyphidae. Gene Ontology annotation, molecular function: ubiquitin protein ligase activity.